This is a messenger RNA of Beta vulgaris subsp. vulgaris (sugar beet), 1767 nucleotides long. RefSeq names its product WAT1-related protein At1g70260. The transcript has 8 exons. The coding region runs from base 237 to 1334 and encodes 365 amino acids. Gene Ontology annotation, cellular component: plasma membrane. The record is from RefSeq and is a predicted model, not a curated record. Lineage: Eukaryota; Viridiplantae; Streptophyta; Magnoliopsida; Caryophyllales; Amaranthaceae. Gene Ontology annotation, molecular function: transmembrane transporter activity.
ACCAAACAAAAUCUCCUCUUUUCAUUUCAAUAUUUAUUUUUUAUUUUUCUCUCCAUUAUUUUUUCUGGUAUAAAACGUUGAAGAAGAAACAUUCUUCUUUCAUCCAUCCACCAAGGAAAUAUCAGAAAGAAGAGUAAUUUCUUCUUUAUCAUCUCUGUGGUAGGAGUACUUGCUUUUAAGGAAUCGCCUCGACAAACGAGAACGAGAAGAAGACGAGUGAAAGUUGGGAUUAAUUUAUGGAAUCGCUAUUGGGAGGAAAGAUGUGGGAAGUUAUUCCAUUUAUGACCAUGUUUCUAAUAGAAGGGUGUACAAUUGCCUUAACUAUAACAGCAAAAUCAGCUAUGGGUUUAGGAAUGAGCCAAUUUGUGUUUGUGGCUUACUCUAAUGCUCUUUCUUCUGUUCUUCUUCUUGCUUAUUCUCUCAUCUAUCAUAGAGAUAGUAUGAAGAAGAUCUUCAAUGGAAAGCUUAUCACACGAUUCUUCCUCUUGGGUCUUAUUGGGAUAACAAUAGCUCAGAACCUUGCAUUUACGGGGUUACGUGACAGCUCACCAAUAGUUGUAUGUGCAAUGGGACUUUUACUACCAUCCUUUCAGUUUUUCCUCAAUCUUAUUCUCAGGAAAACUGAGUUGAAGUUGAAGAGCAAAGCCACACGCAUGAAGUUAGUGGGAGUUGUAGUCUCUUCGGUAGGAGCUUUAACGGUGGCCUUGUACCUUGGACCGUCCAUGCUACCAGGACCUAUUAUUCGUCCUCUCAUGCUCCAUGGUACUAAGCUUAACUUCGUCUUCGUCGCCACUACUCAAGAAUGGAUGUUCGGCACUUUAUUGCUUGCUUGUGCUACAUUUUUCAUUGCAAUUUGGAGUAUGAUUCAGGUUUCAACAUUUAAAAGAUUUCCAGAUAUGAUGGUGAUAGUAACUUGUUACACUAUUUUUGGAACCCUCCAAACAUUUUUUGUGGACAUCAUUGCAAAUGGAGAUUUGAAUGCUUGGAAAUUACAGAUGGACUUGGAGCUCCUUAUUAUCGUCUUAACAGCCAUAUUCGGGACACUAGUCCGUAGCAGAGUCCAAGCAUGGAUCAUGAGCUUAAAGGGCCCGAUGUAUGUGGCCAUGUUCAAACCUGCUGGGAUUUUUUGGGCUAACUUUUUUGGCGAAAGCUUUUUCGGUACUCUUUGUUAUGGAAGUGUGAUAGGUACAAUAGUAGUAGGAGUGGGCUACUAUACAGUAUUGUUGGGAGUGAAGGAAGAAGCUAGAAAAGAUCAAGAGGAUUCUACCAAGUUUGAUUCAUCAGACAUCAAGGCUCCUCUUUUGCAAAAUCAAGAUGGAGAUGAGCAAGUGUGAAAAUUAUUCCUGCAUUUUCUACCAAUAAAACUAGAAAAAAAAAAAAACAGUUGCAGGUUCAUGAAUUUCAAAGCUUGGAAGGAGAAAUUUUCUUCCUUUUUCCUGUUUAAUUUCUUAAUUGAUUGGGUUUGGAGGAAGAUGAGAUGAUGUUCAGGCUGAUGCAAAAAUUUGUAAAAUUAGUGGAAAUGUGUAUUAUCUUGUCCAAAUGUGAAGCAGUUGUAAAUAUAUUAUGAAAAUGUGUUACCCGAUUUUUUGUGGGAAUAUUGAGGUUAAUCAUGUAUCUCUUUCUCUCUGUACUUAGUUUGGAAGUAUGGGAAGUUUUCUUGAGUUGAGGGUUAGCUUAGCUUCCCUCUUCCUUAGAACUUCAUCGGUUGUAAUUUUAUUUUGAAGUAAGUAAGAAGAAGAAAUAAUAAUAUGAGUUUCUUCUUUUGAA